Molecule: messenger RNA, 1488 nt
Organism: Pleurotus ostreatus (oyster mushroom)
Lineage: Eukaryota; Fungi; Basidiomycota; Agaricomycetes; Agaricales; Pleurotaceae
Exons: 12
Coding region: 1-1488 (495 amino acids)
Biological process (GO): transmembrane transport
Molecular function (GO): transmembrane transporter activity
Source: RefSeq, a predicted model, not a curated record
AUGCUCGCUGAGGGCUCCCCAAAGGAUGUUGAGGAAAGCAUCCACGACGCCGAGAAGCAGUUAAAAUCCCUUUCUGAUUCAGGCCGUGACGAUCUCAAUAAUGACCCGUAUGAAGUGGUUCUGGAGCCUUCAGAAGAUCCCCUCAAUCUAUCUACAUUACGGAAAUGGUUGACGGUCCUAAUUAUUAGCGCAGGCUCGUUGUGCGUAACCUCGAUGUCUUCAAUAGCAGCCUUCACUGAAGUAGCAGUGGAGGAUGAAUUCGACGUUUCUCAUACUGUCAGUAUCCUGGCAAUAUCAUUGUUUGUGGAGGGCCUUGGAAUUGGCCCUCUCUUUGUUGGCCCUUUAUCCGAAGUCUAUGGAAGAAAUCCCAUAUACCGUGCUUCAUUUGGCCUGGUUUUUGCAUUCUCUUGGGGCGUUGCAUUUGCUCCCAAUAUUGCCGCCUACUUGAUAUUCCGCUUCCUGACGGGACUAUCUGGUGCAGCCUUCCUCAGUGUAGCAGGCGGCACAGUGAGCGACUUGUUUCCACACAACAAAGUAGCCAACCCGAUGGCUGUCUAUACUCUGUCACCCUUCAUAGGACCAGUGCUCGGCCCUCUGAUUGGCGGCUUUGUCAAUCAGAACCUAUACUGGCGCUGGACAUACAGGAUCAUUCUCGUCUGGGUGUUCUUCCAGUGCUUAGCGAUCUUUCUCUUCGUUCCAGAAACAUACACACCGGUUAUCAUCAAGCAGAAGGCUGAAAGGCUUCGUGAGGUGACAGGAGAUCUCAAAUAUUUCGCACCCUUAGAAAGACAAGGCCAAAGUAUUUUCCAGGCUAUUGCCCAAAGCUGCUAUAGGCCGUUUGAACUACUUAUUUUUGAACGCAUGGCGCUUUUGUUGAAUAUUUGGACGGCUCUUCUGCUCGGUAUACUGUAUCUCACCUUCCAGGCCUUCCCCAUCAUAUUCGGCGAGCUCCAUGGUUUCAAUAUGCAAAUGACUGGCCUGACUUUCCUGGGAAUGGGGCUCGGCAUGAUCAUUGGCGUAUCUUGCCAGCCUCUGUGGAAUAGACACUAUGCACUCGUCCGUAGCAGAUACGAUGGUAUUCCUCCUCCGGAAAGUAGGCUAGCCAUGGCCAAAGUCGGUGCAUUCCUAGUACCUAUAGGCCUCUACUGGCUAGCAUUCACCACCUACCGCCAAGUCCACUGGAUAGUCCCCAUAAUUGCCUCCAUUCCAUUCGGGACCGGCAUGUUCUUCGUGUACACCUCCGUCUUUACCUACCUCGUUACGGCCUACCGACCGAUCGCCGCCUCGGCUAUGGCGAGUAACAGCGCACUGAGGUGCACGUUCGCUGCCGCGUUCCCGCUGUUCGCACCAGCUAUGUAUCGGAGGCUGGGUACCGUUGGCGCUACUGCAUUGCUGGCUGGGUUGACUACAAUCAUGGCACCGCUCCCGUUCAUUUUCUCUCGCAUUGGGGCGCAAUUGCGAGCGAAGUCAAGGUUCGCUGCAAGAUAA